Acaromyces ingoldii is the source of this 3999-nucleotide messenger RNA. Its product is annotated as DUF625-domain-containing protein. Gene Ontology annotation, biological process: protein dephosphorylation; DNA damage response. The transcript is spliced from 3 exons. Gene Ontology annotation, molecular function: protein phosphatase activator activity. Gene Ontology annotation, cellular component: protein phosphatase 4 complex; nucleoplasm. The record is from RefSeq and is a predicted model, not a curated record. Bases 170 to 3961 code for a protein of 1263 amino acids. Lineage: Eukaryota; Fungi; Basidiomycota; Exobasidiomycetes; Exobasidiales; Cryptobasidiaceae.
CUCCACCACCACAAGGUCGGACCAGAUUCGGUGUCAGCGCCGUUUGCUUCAACGGCUCGCUACAUAGCGAACCAACCCGACAGGUCGGGUCACGGACUGGCAGCUGAGAGGCGGGCGAUCCACCUGAAGCGGAUGCUGCCAAAGACCGCGUCGUAGUCUCCUCAUCAUCAUGGGAGCACCGAAGAGUCCAGAGGGAAAUGAAUCGUCUUCUUCCUCUUCGCAAUCGCCAACAUCAUCCUCGACGUCGUCGACAGGGGUGGGGGCGGUUGCCACGUCACCAUCAGAGAAACGAUCUCGGGGGGAAGCUCUGAGCGGUGGUAGCAGCCGAAGCAGGAAGCGGACAGCGGCGCAGUCUGGACAUCGGUCUCCCUCUCCCAACAGUGGCGAAGCUUCGCCGUCGUCCAGGUCGUCACCCUCUAGGUCGCCCCAACGCAACAACAAUCAAUCAUCGCCCAGGUCAAUCUCGCCAAGGUCUGGUGGCGGCAGUCCCAGCCGGACCUCGGCACGAGGCGCUGCGGCGCAUACAGGAUCGCCUGGGAAGCCAUGGGGAGAAGACACUAGCCUACCUGAGAUCGCCGACGAGCCGGGGGACUUGUCUGGCUCAUCGUCAUCCUCCUCCUUUGGUGGUGGCGCUGGUGGGGAUCCUGCAACCGGGCAUGACUCAUCGAUGGAUGAUGGCGACACGUCUGCAGACAGCUCCUCAAGCUCCCAUCGCGUCUUCAACAAUACAAACACGCCCAAUUCGCUGACAGCGACGAUCUCGCGUGGCCACUUCCACCAGUGCGGCACGGCGAGGCGGGUCAAGGUUUACGAGCUUCAAGGAGAGAUCUGGUUCGAUCGAGGGACGGGUUACUGCGCAGGAGUCUACGAUGAGGCCUUUGAUGAGGCGCUGCUCGUGGCCAGGAUGGAGAACAAUUGCGUGAAGCUCAAGAUUGAAAGCGAAGGUGACGAAGCAGGACGGUCCGACGCCGUCGCAGCAGCUGCUGCUGCUGCUACGACUGCUGCCACAGGCUCGACAGACGGCCAAUCCCCCAUCACUGAUGGCGAGGACAAGGACUACUUUGUUCUCGUCGUGAGCGAGAAUUUAGAGACGGAGGACAUGCUGCUCAACACGCGCGUCGUCCGAGAGGACGUCUACCAGAGACAACAGGACACCCUUGUCGUUUGGACCGAGCCCGAUGGGACCGAUAUGGCCCUUUCUUUCCAAGAGGCCGACGGCUGCAAUGAGGUGUGGGAUUUUCUCACUGAGGUUCAAAAGCACUUUAUUACCCAUGGCCAAACGGUCAGGAUGGAGCAGCAAGGCGCGGGAGCGGGCACAGGUAGUGGCUCCGACGAUGAAGGCGUGCUCCUCGGAGUUGAUGGAACAAAUUCCAGCCAGGAUGGUGGGACGCUCUUCAUGGCCGACGGCAGCCCUUUUGCUCUCCCGGAUCCACAGCGCGACAAUCUCGAGGUCGUAGAGGUCACCCUCAAGGAUGGGGCAAGUCGAACUGCAGCAGCGAGAGGAAAGGUGGCCGAGUGGCUGUUUAAAGACGAAUACGUCAAGAAGCUCAUUCCCGUCUUCCAUGACGCAGAGGAGCUGGAGCAGCUCGAGGACUUGCACCGGCUCUGCAGCAUCAUGCAGACGAUCCUGAUGCUCAACGACAAUGUUUUGGUCGAGAGUAUUCUCCAGGACGACGUCUUCCUCGACGUCAUGGGCAUGCUCGAAUACGACCCAGAGUUUCCCAGGCUCAAGGCCUCGUAUCGCGACUACCUUGUCAACCAGACUCGCUUCCGCCAGGUGGUGCCGAUCCAUGACCCCACGAUCCUGGCCAAGAUUCACCAAACCUUUAGGCUCCUCUACCUCAAGGACGUCAUCUUGACGCGCAUCGUUGACGACUCCACCUUUGCCAUCCUCAACAGCCUCAUCUUCUACCACCAGGCCGAUAUCAUCAACUUUUGCUCGAGUUCAGAGCAAUUUCUCACAAGCCUGUUUGGCAUCUUUGGUGAUCCGCCGCCCGCCUCGCAAAGCGACACCAGCGGCGAGGUGCAGGUCUUUGACGACGAGAAGAAGGGCGAAGCUGUCAUCUUCAUCCAGCAGCUCGUCAGCAUGGGAAAGCAGAUUCAGCUUCCCACUCGCAUUGCCCUCUAUCGCGUUCUCACCGAGUGGGGCUUGCUGGUCGUGCUCGAAUAUGCGCUCUCGAGAGAGGACGGCAGACUCAAGAAUGCGGCGACCGAGGUGCUCCUGACAAUCAUCGAAUACGAUGCUACGGCUGUGCGGGUUCACAUCCUGGAGCAGGUAGAUCGAAGCAGAAUGUCGCUUCUCUCCAAACUCGUUGACCUGCUCCACGAGGAGACCGACCUGGGCCUCAAGACGCAGCUCACCGAGGCGCUGCGGAUCCUUUUCGAUUCAGCACCCGAUGGCACGAGCGUUGGACCCGGUGUAGCGCAGUCGUUGAGCGCUGCCGCCGCCGCCGCCGCAGCGGCUCAUGGAGAUACCGACGGAGACAUGGUACAGAAGGAGGACUCCGAUCUGUUCCUUGCUUGGUUCUACGAGGAAGAGGUCGAACACCUCUUUGAACCCCUGAAGCAACUACCAAGGAUGAAAGAGUUGAUGUCAUCGGUGUCAUCAGGACAGAGGCGGAAGAGGGGCGAUCUGUCGCUGGAGCCGCGAGCAAAGUCGGCGCUCAUCGGCCAUCUGUGCGACCUGCUCACUUACAUUGUCAUCCACCAUUCCUACCGGAGCCAGUACUGGAUCGUGUCGUCAGACAUCAGCGCACGCGUGGGCGCGCUGCUCUCUGCGAGAGAGAAGCACAUCCGACUCUCGGCCCUUCGCUUCUUUCGCGCUUGCCUCACCAGGACCAACCAAUUCAUCAACCGGCACCUGAUCAAGCUCAACGUUUUUGAAGCCAUUCUGUAUCUGAUGGAGACUGAGGAAAGUAGAGGCAAUCUCGUGGCAAGUGCAUGCCUUGAUCUCUUCGAAUUCAUCCGAAAGGAGAAUGUACGAGCAGUCAUUGGACACCUCCAUGACAAGUUCAAGGCUCGACUGGAAGCACUCGCAGCGAGGCCGACGUGUGGCUCUUUCUUCAGUGCACUGCUCGAUCAGGCGAGGAGAAAUAAGGAGGCACCCGUAUCUCAGGACUCUUCUGCUGCGUCGGCGGCAAGGAGCAACGCAAUGAGUAUGAAAGACGAAGCCGAGCGAAAGAGACGAAUUCGCGAUCUCGAGCGAAGAGGUCAGAACAGAGCCAUGAUGGACCUCGACGAAGAGAACUACUUUGGAGAAGAGGACGACGAGGAUGAAGGAGAAAAGGCAGCUUCGACUUCCACGUCGGCAUCCACCUCUUCCUCCUCCCAGUCGUCAUCGUCGUCGUCAUCUACAACCACGUCAGCGGGGCCCAAGCGAGGCGGACUGGUGCCCUAUUCGGACGAGGAUGGCGAAGAAGAGGCACAGGAGGUGGCUUCCUCGCUGCCGGCGUUACACCUCACUAGUGUCACACCAUCAUCACAAGAAGCAGGUCCUCCUGGCACUUUCCAAGCUACACCGCCCACUUCUUCCAUGCCUGCAGCGCACGUUCAGCCGAUGAUUUCGAGCAGCGCACUCGAGGAAGUCGUUGUUCCGAAGCUUUCUGGUGGACGUAGGAAACGCGAUGCGUCAGAGGGGCAAGACGAAGAAGACGACGAUGACGAUAUGAUGGGUAGGCUUGCCAAGCGGAAAUCUUCACGAAAGAGCGGCGGCGGGCUCGAGCCGGCUGCGAAAGCGCCAAAGCAGGAAGCGGUGGCCGGCGGAUUUAUCAAAGAGGAAGACGCUGAGGAAAAGCAAGCCAAAGGACCAGCCGCAUUGGCGGCGGCGGACGACAAGGAGAAGGCAGGAGGAGGCAAGAAGAAGCUGUCGAUCAGCCUCUCGUCUUCCAGCCAAAAAAUGAUCAAGAGCGACGAUGAUGCUUCGUCAUCCCCCCCUUCCAACACCACCACCUCCUCUUCUUGAGGAGUCUCAUGAUCUCCCUAUCUGCAUCUGCUGGCAAC